UGUACCUCCUUUGAACGAGGAUGGAACAACAUCCCCGUCCCAGAAGCGAAACUGGCAGGUUACACUCAAUGUAACCCCCAUCCUUUCAACAAAGACGAUGCAGAAUUUAACUAUGUAAAAGGACAUGUACUUCCAGUAGAAUCUGGUAGCAAAAAUUUAAUUAUUCCAUGCCAUGAAUUUAAAUCUUUCAAAUAUGCUGCCCAGAGAAAUGAUUUUGAACAGGAAAUAAAAUUUGCAAAGGAAGUUAUAAAGUUUGCUGCAGCCUGCAUGAACUGUAGAACCAAUGGGACAAUUCAUUUUGGAGUUGAGGAUGGUGGACAGUAUGUACAUGGUGAGAUACUAGGUGUUCCCGUCCCAAGACGAGAACUUUUUGUAAAGGCACGAGACAAGUACAUCAAGAAAUGUUUUCUCCAAAAGCAUCACUCCCAUGCUGAGCAUUCGAUUCGUCCUCCAAGAUUUGUUGAGGUAAUUGGUGAUGAUUGUGGAGAGCAACGCUUUGUUAUUGAAGUUGACAUUGUUCCAUCAUUAUCAGUGGUAAAAGAUGCAUUUUUCCCAGUGCAGAUUCCAGACAUAAGCAAAUCCACAAGUGCCAAAAUAUCAUAUUACCCUCAAUCAUUCUACAGAAGAGAAGGAGCUGCUUCAGUUACUUUUCAAGAAAUUCAUCAACUGUCUAAGUAUUGCCAGGACCGAAGUAUUGAAAGAGAAGAAGCAGAAUGUGAAGAAGAGCUCUCCAGAGGUGAUGUGUACAGGAAACUGUCCAAACUGUUCACAAGUAUAAAGAACACGAGUAGUGAAAUAAAGUAUAUUCUCGUCAUUGACAGUUGUGAGAAAGAUUUGGAGAAUCUUGGCUUUUUGUUAAGAAUGAAUUUUUUCUAUGUUUUAGAUUUUGAUCCCAAUUCUAGUACGCAAGGUUUAUUCAAUUUGCAGUCCAAAGCCAAACCUUAUUUCUUGGAAGAUUGCAUCACUGAAAGAGGCUUAUUGAAUGAUGAAAUUUUAAAAAAAUUCCUUUCAUCAACCAGCUGGAUAUUUUGCAAUGGCCAAAACAGCAAUGGCCAGCAAAAACCUUACAGUGCAAAGUCAUGGAUGGAGAUGAGAAGGGAGCAUCUAGCAAACAUUAUAUCGCAAAUCUGCAAUGCAGUCCUUCCGCCAGGAUCAUUUGAGGUGCUUUUUCUUUUGCUGUCAUAAGCAAGUCAGCCACUUGCAGAGGUAUUUCAUGAAUUCUAUACUGGAAUGAAUGGCAGAAAUAUAAAAUGCAUUGUGGAAGGCAGGGAAAAUUACAAUGAAUGGAGAAAAGUUUUAGAGACUGAAAGUAAUAGAGGGAGCCUCAACAACCUGAGUAUAGUAGGGAUAAAGAUUAGCCAUUUAGACAAUAUGAUUCAGAUCAUUCAGUCCUCUGGCCAACUGUCAAGCAGUUGCUUAAUGAUGACACAAAAUAUGAAGACCUUACUGCCUGUUCUUGAAGUGCUGAGGUCAAACGACUGCAGCUCGGAGGACGUUGACCUGAUGGAUGAGGAGUGGCAGAAAGAAAUCCGAAACAAGGAAACACACUUUUACAAAGGUGGCAAAGUCAGCUGGAUGAAUUUCUGGUAUGCUGAUAAUAAUUACUGUGGGGAAAUUAUAAAAAGAGAUGCAUAUAAAAAAAGUGGAAAAUCACUGAAUUCAUUGCUUGAGGGAGCAACUUCAGCAGAGCCUGUGGCUACUGUGACUAUAAGCCACAUGUCUGGCAGCGGAGGAAGUACCGUGGCUCGUCACAUUCUCUGGGACUUCAGGAAAAGAGUUACAUGUGCAACGAUUAACAUAACACAUGCUGCAAAAUUUAUCUGUGAACAUGCUGUAAAAUUACAGGAGAAUGAAGAAAAUGAUGUGCAUUUACCAGUGCUUCUACUUGCUGAAGACUGUGACAAAGAAUAUAUUGAAGAACUGAAAAUCAAUCUGACACGAGCAGUUGCUGAUUAUUCUUCAAAGCCAAGCUUCAUUCUGCUACACUGCAUAAGGUCUAAAUCCCCAGGAGCGUUGACCAAAGGAUCUGCAGUUGUGGAGGUUAACUAUUUGUUAUCAGAGAGGGAGAAGGUGCAGUUCAGAAAAAAACUGGAUGACCUCAAAGAUCUUUAUGAAGAAAAUUCAAUUCUCACAUUUGUUCUAAUGACCAAAGAAUUUAAUCCAGAAUACCUUUCAAAAUGUGUGAAUGAACUUCUAGGAAGUAUUGGUCAGAUGUCCACUCGUCUUGAGUUAAUUUGUUGUAUUGCAUUACUAAAUCAUUAUGUAGGGGAUUCAUACAUAACUGUGCCUCAGUGUGAGGCAUUCAUAAACAGGUGUGUACAAAGUGAAUGCACACAGCACAUUUCUUUCGAGAGCAUGUUAAGAGAAGGAGCAGGCUACCUGCUCUCCCAUUUAUUUGAACCUUUGACAGAAAUCUUUAGUGUUCGAAUAGUACACUGUAAAGUUGCAGAAGAAAUACUGAAUCAGAUGAUGUCCUGUCAGCCUCAGAGUAAGACUGUUACCCAACUCCUUGAGGAAAGUGUUUUUUCCAAACACUGUGCUGCCACACAAGUGGUGAAGUUCAUCAGGCAAUUGUUUGUUCGAAGAAAGGACCACACAGGUAGAGCUUUUUCUUCCCUUAUUGAAUGUGUAUCAAAAAAUGAGAGUAAAGCUGACACUAUAAAUGUUCUGCGAAAGGCCUGUAAAUGCUUUGAUAAGGAUGCAUUUGUGAUUCAGCAAUUUGCUAGAUUUUUGUGCAAAGAGAAAGAGUUUAAACAGGCUGAGAGCUGGGUGGAAAAGGCAAGGUCACUGGAACCAUCUAAUUCUUAUAUUUUACACACGGAAGGUGAAAUGUAUAACAAAUGGCUUCACUCAGACUUCAGUAUACCACACCUAAACAGACAACACCAAUCUCAACACAUAUUUGCAAAAGCAAUAGAGAUGGCAUUAAAGGCAAUUGAUGCUUUUCAGAAGUCCCAAGAAGCAUCCAAGCUAGAGACUGACUGGAAUAAUGCUGGCUGUUUCGGUGAGAUUGAGGUUGGGUGUUAUGUUGUGAAUUUUAUGUCUGAGCUGGACAUAUUUAAAUGCAGGAAUAGGUGCUACACAAAUCUGGUGAAGUAUUUACUAACAGAAUGGAUCCCAGAAGAAAUAGACACCGUCUUGGGCAGGAUUCAUGAAAAAAUAAAGAUGUUACAUGAUAACAUUUGGAAAACAAUGGAAUCAAUUUAUGAAUACAUUGCUUAUUUCCACCCUGACCAACCAACUGAGGGAAGACUUCUUGAGGAAAAAUAUUUUGAGAAAUUAAUUAAGACUGAAAAACAAUUCUCAUCUUUCUUCAGAAAUAUAAAUGAUGAUUUGCUGAGGCAAAACCAAAUGGAACAUCUGAUGUCCAAAUUAAAAAAUCACAACAUUUAUUUCUUGGGUGGUGGUAGAUUCACUAACAUUUUUUCUCUAGAUCCUGUAAAUUUAAAGAAAAUAAUAGAAUUGUGCAACAAUCAACAUGCAGAUUACAAUAAAAGUGAUCUAGAAAAUUAUAUUUUAUCACACAUUGCACUAGCUGUCAACCAUUCUACAGAUAUUUCUAAAGCAGAACUUGGUGGGUUCAGCUCCAUAUUGUGUGAAAUGUGUGCUUCAGAUGAGUCUCCUAUCCCAUACUUCAUACAAGUGUUACUGCACUGGCCAGAAGCUGAGGAGGCAGAGGAAGAUGACAAGUGUUUAAUUGAUGCAUUAAACACCAUGAACAGAUUGUACAAGAACAAAAUAAACGAUUCCCCAACUAGGAAAAAACCUACUUACCCUCACUUUUUCCUUGGCUCUGGAAAGGGCUUUCAGCGGUUCAUCCACAACAGCCAGGGGGAACGUAGAGAUGGGAUGUACGCAUGGGAACAACACCGUCACAAGCUAUGAUGCAUUGAGGGCUGGACUGAAAACAACAAGGUUUACAUUCAAGGCCAUUCUAGUGAAACUAAGAUUCCUGUCCAUCGUGGACCCAAAUGUUUGAUACCACCCAAGAGCAGAAGAGUUUCAUUUUAUUUAGGAUUUACAUUGCGGG
Pristis pectinata (smalltooth sawfish) is the source of this 4030-nucleotide messenger RNA. RefSeq names its product sterile alpha motif domain-containing protein 9-like. Gene Ontology annotation, molecular function: protein binding. The record is from RefSeq and is a predicted model, not a curated record. Gene Ontology annotation, cellular component: cytoplasm. NCBI's taxonomy places the organism in Eukaryota, Metazoa, Chordata, Chondrichthyes, Rhinopristiformes, Pristidae.